Molecule: messenger RNA, 1656 nt
Organism: Penicillium longicatenatum
Lineage: Eukaryota; Fungi; Ascomycota; Eurotiomycetes; Eurotiales; Aspergillaceae
Product: RNA polymerase III-inhibiting protein MAF1
Exons: 7
Coding region: 1-1656 (551 amino acids)
Biological process (GO): vesicle-mediated transport; negative regulation of transcription by RNA polymerase III
Cellular component (GO): nucleus; AP-1 adaptor complex
Molecular function (GO): RNA polymerase III core binding; clathrin-cargo adaptor activity
Source: RefSeq, a predicted model, not a curated record
AUGCCCAUCAACUAUCUAAUUCUCCUGUCCCGCCAGGGCAAAGUGCGCCUAGCCAAGUGGUUUACUACUCUCUCUCCCAAGGAGAAGGCCAAGAUCAUCAAGGAUGUGACCCAACUGGUUCUGUCGCGUCGCACGCGCAUGUGCAAUUUCCUCGAAUACAAAGACUCCAAGGUCGUCUAUCGUCGUUAUGCCUCUCUCUUCUUUAUCGCCGGAUGUUCCUCGACCGACAAUGAAUUGAUCAGCCUCGAGGUGGUCCACCGCUACGUCGAACAGAUGGAUAAAUACUACGGGAAUGUGUGUGAGCUGGAUAUCAUUUUCAAUUUCCAAAAGGCGUACUUCAUCCUGGACGAGCUGUUACUGGCCGGAGAAAUGCAAGAAAGUAGCAAAAAGAAUGUGCUCCGCUGCAUCAGUCAACAAGACAGCCUGGAAGACAUGGAGGUGCAACAGCGUGAGGUCAGUGGGAAAAGGCAACGAGAAUCCCCUUCAUUCUACCACCAGCAAUCCCUCUGUCUAUCUUUGUGUGGUGCCUCUCGCGCUACCUACACCGCUGUUCCGACUGCUUGCGGUUACCUCCGAUCGGCAACCACCUCCGUCUCCGGCGCGACCAUCCGCGUUAUCUCUCCCAUCACCCCAGUCAACUCUGAAUCGCCUGCGCUAGUCAUAUUUCUCCCCCUGCCAGAGUUUGAGGAUGUCACGGGUUCUUUGAACUUUGAUACAGCCGAUUGCCAUAUUGUUGGUGCAUGCGAUCUGUACACCACCAAGGCUGCCCGAUCCGACCGGAAACUGUACAACCACAUCGAACAGUCUCUGGAAGCCCAAUAUGAAUCAAUUCUCCGCUUAUCCGCCUCCUUAUCUCCUCCCAAUGCCCACGAUGCCGCCGAAGCCUUGAAUCUGUCGCGAUCCAGCCCCUUCGGCCCCCUGAGCGAGCACUCCAGCCGUCGGACAUUUGCCUAUCUGAUCGCGACCCUCAAUGCCAGUCAUCCUGACUAUGAUUUCUCUAAUGUGCUGCGCCCGACCGAUUUCCGCCGCGAGCGUCAUCUUAAGCGGGUCAUGAACACCGUCAACUCCACCCUUUACAACCUGCGACCGCGUGAGUCAAUCGACCUUUCUCCAUCAUCUCCGGCGACCCUCUCCGGAUCAUACAAUUCUGGAUAUGCCUGGGGCCCGCGGAUGUGGAGAAUUAUGGAUGAGCAUAUGUCCUUGAAAGAGUGCUCGGUAUACUCGUAUUCACCUGAUGAGGACGCAUCCGACUCCGAUGACGGGGCGAUUUGGAGUCUGCACUACUUCUUCUUCAAUCCGCUGCGCAAGCGUGUCUGCUACAUUCAUUUGCGCGCAAUUCCAAUUCUCAGCCAUACGCCCCCCGAGGAGGGCGUUGCUACACCGACUGGCAAGCGCACGUUCGACGAUGGAUACCUUACACCCGAUCUAAGCUCCAGCAAGCGUACCCGCUACUGGCUUGGACCCCGUGCUGAGUCAUCGCUUCGUCACAGUGAGUCUGAUGAUGAUGAUUUGGACCACCCACCGCAGCCCUCGCAUCCGAUCUUGGAUGAGGAUGAUCACUACAUGCUCAGCGAUGAGGAGAUUCAAUCUCGCUCCGGUCAUAAGGGCAUGGUGCGUGCAAUGAGUGAGGAGAUGAUGGAUACGAUGGAAGUCUGA